AUGAUGUCUGGUGGCAUGCAACAACAAAGACAGCCGCACGUCUCUAGGGCCUCGUGGCUUUUUAAACAGGCGGAGUGGAGGUUUGCGUGGGACCGACGAUUCUUUGUUCAGGAUGGUCUGCGUCUGGCGUACCGUGUGGGGGAGAAUGAGGCGGAGAAGAAGGCCGGCUAUGUCAUCUCCCUACAGCGCAUGGUGGAACCGCCGGAGUCGCAUAAGUUUCGUGUGUGGCUGAAGGAAGGAGAAUGCUGGACACUCCGAGCUGAAACGGAGGAGGAACAUCAACGGUGGACAAGUAGCAUCGCUGCCGCUCUGAUGCAGGACGCGGCGGAAGAACUCCAUGAUGUGCGUGAAGGCUUUGUUCUGAAAAAAGGGGCUUGGACGGGGCAAUGGAGACAGCGGUACUUGGAGCUGGAUGAAUACCGUUUGGCCUACAGAAUAAAUAAAGAGGGUGAGGUGCGAAAUCGCUUUGUUAUUGUGUCCGCCGAUGCAUCCGGUGAGGAGGGCAGGGAGGAGGAGCUUCUUGUAGCAACAAGCUGUGGGGAACAGUUUUGGCUGAAGUUUGCGAGUAAAGAGCAGUUUGAUGACUGGACAGGCGUGAUCAUGCGAGGGCUGCGAGGAACCACUUCAUGGCAUUGGAAGACGCUUCUCUCCUCACAGUCUUCUGAAUAUGCUUCAGUUCGUGUGCAGUAUCACGCCAGCGGCGCCGGCAAUGGCCCUUGUGUGUACUGUUACGGUGGUACGUACACCCUGUCGUCGCGUCGGUAUUUUGAGGCAUCGAAGGUAUUUUUACCGGAUAUACGCCGAGUGAAUGUUGGAAAACAACUCUCUUGUGUCCGACUGACUGGGGAACACAAAUGCAUCUCCCUCGAUAUCCUCCCUUAUGAGGAGGGUCCACACGCCAAACUGCGGCCACCGCCCUUAUUUGGUGCGGCCUUAUGUGUGCUUAGAUCACCGAGCGAAUCGUCAUCUUCACCGGUAUUGUCUAAUUUUUACUCCUCGACUCCACCGCUGGAGUGUCUGUUGCUUGUAGGAGGCCGUAGCGAAACAUCUGUUUUUCGCGACGUCACAGUUGAUGUUUGGUGGUGCGUACUGAAGGGCCGCUCAUCCCGGUGGCAGCGGUGCACUUACGACGCAAAUGUGCUUCCAGGCCGCACCUUUCAUACUUUGACCGCAGUAAGUUCAAGGUCGGCGGUGCUCAUUGGUGGCUUAGACAGCAUGAAUCGUGUUUGCGCGGAUUGCUUUCUUAUUUUUUGGCCUGAAGACGAGACCGAGGCCUUUAUUACGCCUCCAGUUGUGAAGUUUUUUUGUUAUCUGCCAGAGCCACGUGCUUUUCACGUUUGCCUGGCGCUGCGCGACGUUUUGCUUUUACUUUUUGGGGGUCGUGGUCUUCGCGAGGCUGCGCCAUGCAGUUCUUUGUUUGUGUCCUUGAGCUCAGAGUCAGAGUGGCGGGAAUUGACAGUAGAGCCGCCUUUGCCUGUGAUGAAUCAUGUGUGUGCGGAGGUGGUUUUUUCUUCUAGUGGGGAGCAAUGGGUUUUUGUCCUGGGGGAGACAUGCACGUCGUACCCAACACUGAGACUUUUUCAACUGUCAGUGCAGUCCAAACUUGCCGUCUCGAGAGAAGUCGCAAUUACAGUUGGUGACAUCCCACGGCGUUGUUGUGGGGCAACGAUGCACCAUGCAGGGGGGUAUCUUUAUCUCAUAGGUGGCUGCUAUGAUGGCAACCAACGCAAUGAUCAGGGUCAAGCGGUGUUUUUUCGGGAUCCUAUCCGUAUGCUCAUUGGCGAUAGCGAAGGAGGAGGCCCCGUCACAACUCACCGGCAGUGA
Messenger RNA from Trypanosoma cruzi, 1824 nucleotides. RefSeq lists its product as uncharacterized. NCBI's taxonomy places the organism in Eukaryota, Euglenozoa, Kinetoplastea, Trypanosomatida, Trypanosomatidae. The record is from RefSeq and is a predicted model, not a curated record. Bases 1 to 1824 code for a protein of 607 amino acids. Gene Ontology annotation, molecular function: protein binding. The transcript has a single exon.